This is a messenger RNA of Candidula unifasciata, 240 nucleotides long. Lineage: Eukaryota; Metazoa; Mollusca; Gastropoda; Stylommatophora; Geomitridae. The record is from the annotation of a GenBank genome assembly.
UAUCACUGUGUGUGUAAAGUUGGCUACAAAGGAGACGGGAAGUCUUGCACUUUGGUCAAUCUCUGUGUUGAGAAUAAUGGCGGAUGUCAUCCCAAGGCUAUCUGUACGCCACUGAAGGCAGGGGAGAGAAACUGCACUUGUCCAGAAAACCUGGCUGGGGAUGGCUACACUUGUUCCGGGACAAUCGCUGAUGAAGUCCUGGCACACCCCAACCUAACUCGUCUGGCCAGCUUGAUGAAG